This is a messenger RNA of Pterocles gutturalis (yellow-throated sandgrouse), 1422 nucleotides long. Its product is annotated as plexin-A2-like. Lineage: Eukaryota; Metazoa; Chordata; Aves; Pterocliformes; Pteroclidae. Gene Ontology annotation, cellular component: semaphorin receptor complex. The annotation marks the transcript as partial. The transcript is spliced from 11 exons. Gene Ontology annotation, biological process: semaphorin-plexin signaling pathway involved in axon guidance; regulation of cell shape; regulation of cell migration. The record is from RefSeq and is a predicted model, not a curated record. Gene Ontology annotation, molecular function: semaphorin receptor activity.
GUGUCGCGGGUGCCCGUGGAGUCCUGCGAGCAGUACCCGACCUGCGGCGAGUGCCUGAGCUCGGGAGACCCCCACUGCGGCUGGUGCACGCUCCACCACAUGUGCUCCCCGAGGGACCACUGCGAGCGGGCGGACGAGCCGUACCGAUUUGCCACCAGCAUCGGCCAGUGCAUCAGCAUCACCGUGCAGCCCGGCAGCAUCUCUGUCUCCGAGCACAGCCUCCCGCUCAGCUUGCUGGUGAGCGAUGCUCCGGACCUGACAGCUGGGGUCACCUGCCUCUUCGGGAACCUGACGGAGGUGGAAGGGCAGGUUUCGGGCAGCCGGGUCGUGUGUGUUUCCCCAGCAGCGAAAGAUGUUCCUGCCAUACCUGUGGAUCAGGACUGGUUCGGCGUGGUGCUGCAGCUGAAGUCGCAGGAGACGGGGAGGACGUUUGUCAGCACGGAGUUCAAGUUCUACAACUGCAGUGCCCACCAGCUGUGCCUGUCUUGUGUGAACAGCGCCUUCCGCUGCCACUGGUGCAAGUACCGGAACCUCUGCACCCACGACCCCACCACCUGCUCCUUCCAGGAGGGACGGAUCAACGUCUCUGAGGACUGUCCCCAGCUCUUCCCCACGGAGGAGAUCCUGAUCCCAGUGGGAGAGGUGAAACCCAUCACACUGAAGGCAAGGAACCUGCCGCAGCCCCAAUCCGGCCAGCGCGGGUACGAGUGCGUGCUCAGCAUCCAGGGCGUCAUCCACCGCGUGCCCGCCCUGCGCUUCAACAGCUCCAGUGUCCAGUGCCAGAACAGCUCGUAUCUCUAUGAUGGGAUGGACAUAAGCAACUUAGCCGUGGACUUUGCUGUGGUUUGGAAUGGGAACUUUGUUAUUGACAACCCGGAGGAUCUGAAAGUGCACCUCUACAAGUGCGCAGCCCAGCGCGAGAGCUGCGGGCUCUGCCUGAAGGCUGACCCCAAGUUCGAGUGCGGCUGGUGCAGCGGCGAGGCCAAGUGCACGCUGCGGCCGCACUGCAGCAUCCUGACAGUGUCGGGCCCCCCAGAAGGAGGGACCAGGGUGACCAUCCGUGGUGUGAACCUGGGUCUGGAUUUCUCCGAGAUCGCCCACGGGGUGCAGGUGGCGGGGGUGCCGUGCACGCCCCUGCCCGAGCAGUACAUCGUCGCAGAACAGAUCGUCUGUGAAAUGGGGCAGGCGCUCCCAGGGAUCAGCUCCGGCCCAGUGCUCCUGUGCAUCGGAGAGUGCAAGCCGGAGUUCACGGCCAAGUCGGCGCAGCAGUACAUGUUCGUGACUCCAGCAGUGAGCUUUCUGAAUCCCAGCCGUGGGCCGGAGUCUGGAGGGACAAUGGUGACCAUCUCCGGGCACUACCUGGGAGCUGGCAGCCGCGUGUCGGUGCUCCUGGGAAACCAGACUUGUGAAUUCUACGGGUAA